This is a messenger RNA of Lagopus muta (rock ptarmigan), 7400 nucleotides long. RefSeq names its product glycerate kinase (gene GLYCTK). Gene Ontology annotation, biological process: protein phosphorylation. Gene Ontology annotation, cellular component: cytoplasm. NCBI's taxonomy places the organism in Eukaryota, Metazoa, Chordata, Aves, Galliformes, Phasianidae. Bases 871 to 2580 code for a protein of 569 amino acids. Gene Ontology annotation, molecular function: glycerate kinase activity. The transcript has 10 exons. The record is from RefSeq and is a predicted model, not a curated record.
UCAGUGAGGAAACGGGUUGGGGUUGCGGCCUGCUGGUGGGGCUGGAGGGGUUGGCACUGAGUUUAUCGAUGCUGCCCUUGUUCUUGUCCCUGCUACAGACCCACCUCGUUUGAAAGACACGCUGACAGAAUUCCGGCUUUUAAAUGCCGUUUUAUGUCAUAUUGUUACGUUUUUUUCUUCUAUCUCAGUGCUUUUAAUUCUGCAUGCAGCCUUCAAACGGUAUCACACCGAUACAAGGGCUAUGGCACUGUGGUCUUACAGCACUGACAACACGUAAAGAACCUUCAACAAAGACAUCCUGGCUCUUCAGGUUUUGGCACCUAGCCUGAUUCACCUCUUCCUAUUGCAAUGUCAGAAUGAUUCACCAAGUUUUGUUCUGAAAUGGAUUCAGGAUUUUAACGCCUGCGCCCCAGGAGCCUCCACAGAAGGCACUUUCAUUGCUUCAAAGGGUCUCAGAUUCAGCUGCUCCACUGCAGCUGUCAUCUGGACCCAGAGCCACUGAUGUCUACACUCUGAGCCCAGUGGUUGAGCCGUCUUGCAGCCAGCACAACAGUACAUUUAGCCAGCCAGAACUUCUUCAGCUUGCUAAUGAGAGCAGUGUCACUGAAGUCAAGCUUCACCAGGAGAGGAGAGGAUUGCUUUGAGAUGACUUGUGCCUGCUGUGUCAUGUCUGCAGCUGGAGCUGAGUGGAGCCGCUGGGAGGCCGUGUGUGACAGGUGAAGAACAAUGUUGGUAGCAUACCAGCGUUUGUAAUUACUGCUAAACAGUGUUGUGCAGGGCUGAGGCCAUUCCAUUUCCUCGCUGAAGAGUUGGGAGGAGGCAGAAAUAGGGCAGCUGACUUAAACUGGCCAAAGAGAUAUUCCAUACUACAUGACACUGUAUGGAAGGAGAGUUUUGAAGGGAAGAAGAGGCAGAAGCUGGCCUUGCACUGAAACACAUCCGUUCAGUAGAGAGAGAAUUAACUGGCAGGUUGGUUGCUUGAGGACUCGUCAGCGUUGGCAACGUGUGUGCAAGCCCACCCCAAGCAGAGCAGAGCGGCUCAGCCUGGCCACCCUAGGCAGCAUGUCCCUCCGUGAGCACGCGCUGUCCCUCUUCCGCAGCGCAGUGGGCACCGUCCGGCCAGCCCCAAUGCUGAAGAGGGCACUGAAGCUCCAGGGAGAGGGGUGCCCUCAGCUGCUGGUGAGCAGCCGUGCCUUCCCAUUGAAGAGGGACCUGUACUUGGUGGGGUUUGGCAAAGCUGUGUUGGGGAUGGCGGCAGCGGCAGAAGAGAUCCUGGGAGACCACCUCGUGCGGGGGAUCAUCAACGUGCCACUGGGCAUCCAGGAGAGCCUGCAGCGAGCGGGAAUGCAGGAGAUGCUGCUGAAGCCACACAGUAGAAUCCAGGUCAUUGAAGGUGCCAAGAACAACCUCCCUGACCCGGAGGCUCUUAGGGGAGCAAGUGCCAUUCGGGAGCUGGCUGAGGGCCUGACAGCGGAUGACCUGCUCCUUGUGCUCAUCUCAGGGGGUGGAUCAGCCCUGCUGCCUGCUCCCAUCCCUCCCAUUCUCCUGGAGGAGAAGGAGAAGCUCACAAAGAUGCUGGCUUCCCGAGGAGCUGCCAUACAGGAGCUGAAUGCUGUCCGGAAAAUUCUGUCUCUGCUGAAAGGUGGAGGGCUGGCCCGCCUCGCAUAUCCUGCACAGGUGGUGAGCCUCAUCCUUUCCGACGUGAUUGGUGACCCCCUGGAUAUCAUAGCGAGCGGGCCCACUGCCGCCAGCUCCCACAGCGUCCAAGACUGCCUUCGGAUCCUGGCCAAAUACAACCUGCUGCACAGCCUGCCCAGCUCCGUGGAAGCAGUUCUCUCCAGCUCUCCCACCAAGCCCGCUGCUGCAGAAGACUACUCCCACGUUUGCAAUGUCAUCAUUGGGUCAAACACGUUGGCUUUGGCUGAGGCCAAGCGCCAUGCAGAGAGCCUGGGCUAUGCGACCCUGGUUCUCAGUGCGGCGGUCUGUGGGGAUGUUGGCCGUGUUGCUGUGCUGUACUGCCAGCUGAUCUGCCUGCUCUGCCUGCGCUUGGCCAGCCUUGGGGAAGGGCCUCGGGGCUCUGAGGUGAAGGAGAACCUCCUGCAGCUGGCAGCAGAGUUAGACAUCCCGGGUUUGAACAUGGCUGAGUUUCUGCAGGCCCUGCAAGGAAUGGAGCCCCGGAAACCGGUCUGCAUCCUGGCUGGAGGAGAAACUACGGUUCAGCUUCAAGGAACUGGGAAGGGAGGGAGAAACCAAGAGCUGGCUCUGCGAGUGGGGCUGGGGCUGCACAGGGCACGGGGCGUUGAGGCCAGCAGCUUGGGCAGGUGUGAUGUCGUCUUCCUGAGUGGGGGAACAGACGGGCAAGACGGGCCCACAGAUGCAGCUGGGGCUUUCUGCAGCCCAGAGCUGGUGGCUGAGGCGCUGCAGGAAGGCCUCGAUGCAGAGACCUUUCUCAGCAACAAUGACUCCUAUGCCUUCUUCAGCCACUUCCAGCGUGGACGUCAUCUCCUGGUGACUGGCUUGACGGGCACCAACGUCAUGGACAUCCAGGUUAUUUUAAUUAGAGCCACGGACAGAUCAUGAGAGCUCUCUCUGCAGAUAUUCGGAUGCAUUUAAUUAGGAGCAGGGGUAAAUAAGGCCAUAAACAUUGCAGAUGAAACUACUUAAAUUAGGGCUUGCUGUCAAGGGUGCUAAUAUCUCUGACAGAAAGAGUCCACUAAUUAGGAAAAACCAAAUGCACAGUAAAAGCAUCGGGAACAGUCAAGCUCCUGUAAUUGGGAUUAGAAGAAGGUAAGGAGUCGCACUGUGGAUGUGGAUGUUGCAUUUAGCACUUCUGCAGAGAGCCACUACUGCUGUGACAGCUUCAGCUGUGGGUGAAAGGCAUGGAGAAAGCGAGGCCGUGGCGCAGCUGCUGGAGAGAGCUCCCAGAGUGGUGUGGGAACCCCCUCUGAUCCUGGGAGAGCCUCUGUGCCGGCAGGCUGUGUGUUAGGAGCUUUCAUGGUGUUGUUUUCCAAAUGGCCAGAAAACAGUCGCACAUCCAGCCUGAGCACUGACCUUUCUUCUGUGCCGAGGCAGAAGUCGCUGUCACUCUGAUUAACUCUGCUAAUUCUGCAGAACAAAAGGCAAGGAAGCCUUCAUGCUCAGCUCUCCUGACCCAUGCUGCUGAGCUGAUCAAAGGGCAAAGAUGCCAGAGCUUUGCUUUGACAAGGAGCUGCUCCCCAACCCUCUGAGAACAACGUGGUGCUGCCGGUUUUGCUGCUGACUGCCGUGCAAUACAUGGGAGAGCAGAGAUGAGCUGGGUUUCCCAGGAUGCAGGGCUGAAUUUUAGCUGGGCUCUGGCUACCUAUUCAAAGGACUUCAGCUCAGCAGCCGGUAUGACCCAACACGUUCAACUCCUUUGAAAAAUCUGCCUAUUUGUCACAGAGCCUAAGUGGGAGCUGAGCUCCUUUGAAAAUCCAGCCCUAAUUUAAUAGGACACGCUUGACUCAGACUCUUCCCAGACAGACUAGCCUGCUCCUUGUGGCUGAUCUAAUCUCGUGGCACAAAUUCUCCAUCCUGCCAGCACGGUGAGUAGUGUGUCACUGGGCAGCAGUGAGCUCCACUCAGAGGAUUGGAGGGUGGAUUUCUGAGGAAGCUGUGCACCUCCUGCUUUGUUGUUUAAGCUGAUAUCUGACAAGUAGGAGCGUUGGCAGGACUGCCAAGAUGGCCAGCCCCUUCCCCUUGGUAUCAGUACCACCCUGAGCCUGUGCCCACAGCCCAAGCUCAUCGCGAGGGGAUUUCAAACCCCAGCUCAUGGGGGUAACUACAAUCCCACGUCUCCUUUGUGCUUCAGGGCUGAAGGUCUUCUGCAGCAUGCCUGAGCUUGCUUGUGCUGGCAAGCAGCUUGGAGAUCUGUUGAGGAGAGCUGCCAAGCGUCAUGAAGCUUGUUGGGGGUGAUGGCACAGGAGAAGGCACUUUGUGUUGGGUGUUUUCUCCGAGGGUCACCAUUGGGCUUCAGAGCAUUUGCCUUUCACUGUGUGCCUGGUGUGCCAGCCCUGCAGGCAUGCAAGCCAAAAUGUGGUCUGGGGCCCAGAUGGACGGGCUGAACCUUGCCCCAUAGUGCUGCAAAUGCUUCAUGUCUUAAUUUUAAUCAAGCGAAUUCCAGAGUGACUCCAGCUCCAGCCAUUCCCUGCCUUCUCCUGGGAAAUCAUUGAGCCACAGCAUGGUUGGGAUGGAAGGGACCUCAGCCCCCAUCCCUGCCAUAGGCUGGCUGCCCCCCAGCUUGGGGCUGCCCAGGGCCCCUCCGUGGCCUGGGACACCCCAGUGCUGGGCACACAUAGCUCUGGGCAGCACAGUCAGCGCCUCACCACCCUCUAGAAAUUAAAAAUAAAAUUGUCCAGAGCAGUUUCUUUUUUUUCCCCAACAAAUUUACAGUUUUCUUCAGAGGAACUGAUUUGUUCCAAAAUAACUUCACUUUCGUCAUCUUUCUCAAACAGGAGGUUUUGGAAACUGGAGAUCCGGGGGAAUUGGCAGAGACAAAUGGGUGUUGUGUUUGCCUUGUCUUUUCUUUUUCAGAUGAGCAAGAUAGCCUUGUCUUUCUUCUUUCUUCUCUUCUUUGGUGUCUGUUCUGUCAGGUGGGCAAAGUGAGUGGCCAGGCACGAUGUUCUCCCCCUCAGCACCGUGCGUGCAGGCAGAGCUCCCUGCUUAGCCACCUCAAUACGUGCUGCACCUCUGGGAGAGGUGUCCUCCCCGUGCAGAGGGCUGUGGGAGAGCCCAAGCUGGUCAUGCUGGGGUGGGCAGGCUCUGCACAGUGUGCUGCUCACAGCCAAGCACUGCUCGUGGCUGGGAGAAGUAUCGGUGCUAUGAACGGUGCAAGCUUUUGGCAGUAAAUUAAAAACCUUGGCUGCUGCCCUUGGCUCUGCUCUUGCCUCUUAGGAGGCAUUAAUAUCACAGCUCCCCAGCUUUCCCAUUAUCACUUCAUUAAGGAUCCAAUAAUGAUAAAUGUGGAUGGUUUUAUUUUGCGCCGAGCCUGAUUAAUGGCUAAUAUUUCACUAGGUGUUAAUGGGGCCCUUCUUUUAUGAAGUGAUCGGAAGGGGUCCGCCUUUAAUCUCUUCCCCGAGCUGAGUAAUUCCCACUAUUUUCCUUAAUGUGACAGAUUUAAUGCAAACCUUUACAGAGCGGCGGCGGCCUCCUGAGGAACUUUGAGGAGUGCUGCGUUUGGGGCAGCCCUCAAUGCUGCAGCCGUUCCCUGGCUCCUCUUCCUCUUCUUCCUCCUCUUCCUCCUCCUGCGUGCUCGGUGACGCAGGGAAGCUGCCGCAGGACGGAGCACUGGGUGCCUUCCUGCAGCACAUGGGCUGCUCCCCGCUGUCGGACCCCAGCGCCUUGCACGGCUUCAAUCCCUAUAUGAAGUGGGAUGUAUAAUCACAUAGGAAUAAAAAGCCAUACAGGACAGUGAGGCGCUCUGUGCUCAGCCAGGGUGGACUCAGGGAGCCCUGUAGCUCCUUCGGGGGUCCGUGGGGAGGCAGAGAAGCCCUGUGUGAAACAAGAGGUGCAUUUCAGCAGGGUGUGACCGCUUGCUCUGUGUUAACAGAGCCCAACCCCUGCACCAACCUGAGUCCAGCAUCGCUGUCUUAUCCUGGAGCAUCCCCACACUGUGUCUGCUUGUACCACUCCCGUUGUUUCAGCCCCAGACACCCCCCUGCUGCAAACACAAGGUGGGGAGGAGAAGGGGCUCACCCCACAGCCAUCCCCCUGCAUUGGAGCAUCCCCAUGCGUUCCCUCGCUGUCUGGCCUGGUAGAAGAGGAGUGAGCAGAUCCAGGGAGCUGUCAGCGCCCGGCACGCUGCUGUCAGUGCAAAUCCCCUGGCAGCCCAUUAGGAGCAGCUCCAGGCUGCCUGCAGGAGCUCUUGACAGGAGGCCAGACACCGGCGUGAACAAACACGGCUCCUCCGCAACGAAGGUGGACGUGGGCGGAAUGAAGCCGGGGAUCGGUUCCCCAGGGUCGCUGCUCUUUGAUGGAUGCUCAUGGAGUGCAGGACCAGAGCGAGCCCCGGGGCACGGCGGUGCUGGAAACCCACCCGAAAGAUACGCACUGAAGGGUUCCAUACCUCUGUUCCACAUUGCAGCAUCACCUGCAGACGUGCUGUGCCACCCAGGGCCCCGUCGGCCCUUAGGGAACACCACCGCCAAUCCAAGCCACCGUGCGGCGGCACCAGGAGGCUCUGAUCCUCAAAUCCACCCCCAGGAACCCUCCUCCAUCUCGGGGUCCAGGGAAGCAGCUCUCUGGGGUCUGUGAUUGCUUCUCCAACAUGUGGGACAGCAGGCCAAGGGGUCAUACGGAAAGCUGUGCCCGUGAAUCACUGCACCCAGGCUGGGUAGGAACACCGACGGUGCCGUGUUUGGGAGUAAUUACUCUCCACGAGCGUGUGAAUCAUUAGCUAUAAUUGCCCUAAUAAAUAAAAGCCUGAUAACUUCAGUGUCUGGCUUCAUCCGUGAGCUGCUGGUGGAGCGAGCUCAACCACAUAAAACCAGGAGUGGAGGGAAAGCAGAAAGAGCUGAGCUUCAAAACCACGGCUUUGCCCACGUUGACCCACAGGCUCUGUCCCAUGUGCGCCCACUGGCACUCAAGGGGUUUCCCUGUGGGGGCUGAGCUGGGGCACAACCUCUGCACAGAGAAGUUUCCAUCACUGCAAAGCGGAGCAAAAAGGCUCUGGGGGUGGCACUGAAGUUACCCGCCUGCUCCUCCCCUGGGGAAUGCUGGAGUGAAAAAAUAAAGCCGCCCCGCUCCGAGAUGACAUAUGGAAACGAAGCAGAAAGCGGCUUCUCCACUUAAAAUGUCAUCACAGACUUUGUUCAAAAAAAAAAGAAGCCUUCUCAGAGUGACAUUUUAAGGGGAAAUGUUGACUUAAAACCAGAAAGAAACCCCCCAAACCACACAAGGAACCGUUCUAAGCCGCGCUGAGCCUUCUUGCAUGGAAAUCAAUAUUUUUGCAGCAAAAAAAAACCACACAAAAAAACCCCAAAACUACUAUCUCAAGUAAAUGUGGAUCCUUGGUGGAUUGAAUUUCCUACGGGACAAAAGCAGCCUCCCUCUGCCCGGCCCUGAGGAAGCAACGCUGUCCUGGUUCGUGCUGCGCCAUGCUGUCCCGUGCCAUGCCAUGCCCUAGUGUGCCAUGCUAUGCCAUGCCAUGCCUUGCUGUGCCAUGCCACCCCCUGCAGCCCUCCCACUGGGGCAGGUUGGCCAGCAGCAAUCCGUGCUCCAGCUCUCCCCGCGCCGUGGUUAUCGCCGCCUGCCUUGUGUUUUUUUAAUAACCUGCAAUAUGAGAAUGCUGCCCUGGGGAGCACGGGGAUUAUUGUCAAAUAGCACUUCCUAUUCGCUGGCCUUCGAGGGGCCGCAUCCAGGUGGCACUGCUGGCAGUGCAGAGA